CAACAAUUUUCUCACCCCAUAUAUAAACAAAUCUCUUUAGCUUCCCUCUUUAUUUAUUAAUCUCUUCCCCAAAUCUUCAAUUCCUUCAACCCUAAUUCUUCUCUUUCUCUCACAGAUCUACCAAACUUGAAUCUCCAAUGGCGUCCACAGCACCACCAGUUCUCCCUAUCUCAAAUCCCCAAACUGUUCCAUCCGCCGCUCCUUCCUCCGUCGAAUCCCAACCACCGAUCGCUACCCCGGCGUUUCGCAACUUCGUCAAUCAGAUCACCGAUACCGUUAAAAACGGACUCUCUAAGCGUCGUCCUUGGGCUGAGCUCGCGGAUCGUUCCGCAUUAUCCAAACCUGAGUCGAUCUCCGACGCAGCUGUUCGGAUCCGUAAGAAUUACUCGUAUUUCAAGGUUAAUUACCUCACCGUCGCUACCGCGAUCGUCGGGUUCUCGCUCGUGACUCAUCCUUUCUCCCUCGUCUUCCUCCUCUGUCUCCUCGCUUCCUGGCUGUUCCUCUACCUGUUCCGUCCCACUGAUCAGCCGAUCGUCGUCUUCGGCCGUACGUUCUCCGAUCGUGAGACGUUGGGGUGUUUGAUCUUGUUCAGUAUCUUUGUGAUUUUCCUCACCGAUGUUGGAUCUGUUCUUGUUUCGGCUAUGAUGGUUGGUGUUGCUUUGAUCUGUGCUCACGGUGCUUUUAGAGCUCCCGAAGAUCUUUUCCUCGAUGAACAAGAGCCAGCUGCUACCGGAUUCCUCUCAUUCCUCGGUGGCGCCGCCUCAUCCGCCGCGCCUGCUGUCAUUGCUGCUCGCGUGUAAAGUGACUCCGAUCUAUCAGUCCUUGAUCUGGAUUUUUUUUUUUUUUUUUUUAAAUCUUCAUAUAUGAUUCGUUUGUUGAGUCCAUUCCAUACUUAGGAUUUUUAAUCUGGAAACAAUAAUUUGUGGAUCUGGCCUAAUUUUUGGUUCUUGUUCAUGGGCAAAAUAGCUAUAGCUGAAAUAUAUAUAUAUCUUUGAAUGAUUUUGAUUUGAAGAAAUUUUACCACAUUGUGUUAAUCUUUAGCGUUUACAAGUCUUUGUAUUUGAAGUAAUUGGAUAUUUGUUUU
This is a messenger RNA of Capsella rubella, 1084 nucleotides long. RefSeq names its product PRA1 family protein B4. Gene Ontology annotation, cellular component: Golgi apparatus; endoplasmic reticulum. NCBI's taxonomy places the organism in Eukaryota, Viridiplantae, Streptophyta, Magnoliopsida, Brassicales, Brassicaceae. Gene Ontology annotation, biological process: vesicle-mediated transport. Bases 138 to 800 code for a protein of 220 amino acids. The record is from RefSeq and is a predicted model, not a curated record. The transcript has a single exon.